Messenger RNA from Symbiodinium pilosum, 525 nucleotides. NCBI's taxonomy places the organism in Eukaryota, Dinophyceae, Suessiales, Symbiodiniaceae. The record is from the annotation of a GenBank genome assembly.
AUGCGGGAGGAUAGCUUGAACCUAGUGAGACAGGGUAUCCUCACGCCCUCAGGUGAUCCGAACGAACCACAGUUGUCCGAGCAGUACAAGAAGUACCUCGGCAGUCUUCCUGUGCUUACGAUUCUGGAUGAACGGAGGGCCGCGGAGCUAAGCUUGGUCGGGCUCACCUAUGGUGCCGCAUUUCUCACAGGCGUUUGCAAGCGCCUGGAUGCCUUGGGCAAAGCUCCCUUGGAGCCUGGCACCCUCCAGCUUGCCUGCUAUGAUGGCGAGGGCGUGGCGUACCACGUGCACGAGGACUACGUUCCGAAGAAAGACUACAAUCCAGAAGAUCUGCCGGAGCACCACCGCUUGUCAUACAAGAGGCGGAUUACUGCAACCCUGUAUCUCCAGGAGGAUUGGCAGCAAGAUAUGGGCGGUGCCUUCCGUGCACAUGCCUUUCGGCCCGAGACUGAUGAGCCUUCCCCUGAAGACUUUGUCGACAUUCUCCCAGCUUCCUACUUUUGGUCAGCGCUUCGCUCUGUCGAU